AUGGGGACGCGAGUGUCCAACACAUUUUCCAUAGUGAGGACGUGCGCAUCCACCUCUUUCCCCUUUUCGUCCACCUGCCAUACAAUUGCCGCGCUCCACCGGUGGAUGCAGAUGAACGUCCUUAAGGGAUCAAUCAAUGAUCCUGAAAUCGGCGCAAGAGAUUCUCUGCCCUGCAGUUGUGGAGUUUCUGAAGAUGAGGAAACAUCCUAUGAUUCUCAAGAGAUACUGGAGGAGUCUGAUUUGAACCGAAUCAUAGGAGGAACACCCGUCCCAAGUCAGAGGAAGUAUCCUUGGAUGGCAUGGAUGACUGAUGGCGCUGGGUUCUGCGGAGGAGCCCUCAUCAAUGAUCGCUACGUCCUCACUGCUUCCCACUGCGUCUUCCAAAAUUCGUCCGGAAAGUACAAUGUGACUCUGGGAAACCUGGACGUGUUCAAUACAUCUAAUCCCGAGGCCAUCAAGAUUUCAGCGACUGCCAUCAUGCAUCCUGAAUUCAAAAAUGUAACUUCUGGGAACGACGUCGCCCUUUUGAAACUCGACACUCCAUUGAACUUCACAGAUCAUCCGCACAUCUGCCCCAUAUGUAUCUCCACUGAUGUCAACCCGAAUCCAGGAACAAAAGUGACGAUCGCGGGGUGGGGUCGCAUUUCAGGAGGUGGCCCUAUGUCGGGUAAGUUACGAGAAGCGACAGUGUACGUGAUCAGUCAAGAGGCUUGUCAGGACAAUUUCCACAUGGUUAACAUCUCCGAGAACGUAAUCUGUACGCAGUCCGGUGGAAAAAACGUCUGCAACGGUGAUUCUGGGAGCUCGUUGAUGUACCAAACUCCUGCUGGAUACUACAUAAGCGCUGGGAUCACGUCAUUUGGUAGAGAAGGUUGUUCGCCUGAAUACGGAGCCGUCUUCACAAGAACAGCGAAUUACUUGCGAGAUUUCGUCAAGAGCAACACCGAAGAUGCUGUUUGGUGCCGACCACCCAGUGGUGCCCAGUCCCUUCGUUCUUCGAAGUACUUCCACUUUCAUCUUUUCUGGUUUCUUGCUUCUCUUCUUGUUCUCUCGUCCUGGAAAUGAAACAUCCCUUCCCU
Molecule: messenger RNA, 1079 nt
Organism: Darwinula stevensoni
Lineage: Eukaryota; Metazoa; Arthropoda; Ostracoda; Podocopida; Darwinulidae
Source: the annotation of a GenBank genome assembly